This is a messenger RNA of Plasmodium reichenowi, 1254 nucleotides long. Its product is annotated as ubiquitin specific protease, putative. The transcript has a single exon. NCBI's taxonomy places the organism in Eukaryota, Apicomplexa, Aconoidasida, Haemosporida, Plasmodiidae. Gene Ontology annotation, biological process: protein deubiquitination. Gene Ontology annotation, molecular function: cysteine-type deubiquitinase activity. Bases 1 to 1254 code for a protein of 417 amino acids. The record is from RefSeq and is a predicted model, not a curated record.
AUGAAUAUGACCGAAAAUAACCUUCUCGAGCUACUAUCAUUAAAAAAUUAUGAUUAUUAUUUAAAAUAUUAUAACUAUGAACAUGUUGAAAGAAAACACAUUUCGUUUAAUAACAGCGGGAAUAUAUGUUACUGUAACGCUUCUUUACAAUUAAUAUUAUCUAUAAAACCUUUGUGUAUCUAUUUAUUGAAAAAAUUAAAAAAAAUAUCUUUUAAUACAAAAUCUAAAUAUAAAGGAGAUAUAUUAAAAACUGUAUGUGAUUUAAUAGAAGAAGUGUAUGGGAAAAGCAACUCAGAUAAUAAUAAUAAUAAUAAUAAUAAUAGUAAUAAUAAUAAUAAUAAUAAUAGUAAUAAUAAUAAUAGUAAUAAUAAUAAUAAUAGUAAUAAAUAUAAAAGUCAUAUAAUUUGUACAAAUAAACAUAUAAAUUUAUUAAAAAAAAUCAAAAAAUAUAAUAAUAAUAUUAUAAUUAAUGCUCAAAAUGAUGCACAUGAAUUUUUAUUGAUGUUAUUAAAUUUUAUAAAUGUGGAAUGUAAUAGAUAUUUAAAGAUACCAGAAAACUUCGAUAUAAAAUUAAAUGAUAAAGAUAAUAAACAAAAUGCUGGAGAUAAGUAUUGGAUAAAAUAUUUAUUUAAAGAUAACAGUAUCGUGACCGACUUAUUAGGAUUUCAAAAUAUUUCUAGUAUCACAUGUAUUAAUUGUGGACAUACCAGAUAUAGUUUUGAAUUUUGUAUUGACUUAGGUUUAGAGUUUCAAGAAGAAAAUAUCAAAAGUACAAAUCUUAUAGACCUAUUAAAAAAUAAUAUUAUACAAGAAGAACAUUUCUGUUAUUUAGAUUGUGAAAAUUGUAAAUUAAAAAAAACAAGUCGAGUUAAAAAAGGAAUAUAUAGAUUGCCAAACUUGUAUAUGAUUAUUUAUAUUAAAAGAUUUAAAUGGAUUUAUGAUCAACGUACAAAUUAUUAUAAUAAUAAAAUCAAAAAAAUUGAUACCACUGUUUUGUUACCAUUAGAUGGUAUUAUUGAUUUUACGUCCUUUUCACAUAUGUCAACUCAUAAAUCAUUAAUUAAUUCGAAAUAUAUUAUAGAAAGUAUUAUAUGUCAUACAGGAAAUUGUUAUAAUGGUCAUUAUACAUGUAUUGUUAAAUAUAGUGAUGGAUUUUAUAAAUGUAACGAUGAAAAAAUUAGGAAGAUAAACAAUCCAUACAGCUCAGAAAAUAUUAACGACAUAUAUUUGUUGUUACUCAGGCGCUUACCCUAA